Messenger RNA from Penicillium diatomitis, 522 nucleotides. RefSeq lists its product as uncharacterized. NCBI's taxonomy places the organism in Eukaryota, Fungi, Ascomycota, Eurotiomycetes, Eurotiales, Aspergillaceae. Bases 1 to 522 code for a protein of 173 amino acids. The transcript is spliced from 2 exons. The record is from RefSeq and is a predicted model, not a curated record.
AUGUUGUGGUCGAUCAUUUGCUUCCAGUCUACUUACGAGGAAUUACACACGGUCGGUCCUGGGAGGAUCUUUGCCGUCGCAGGAGGAGAGACGGAGAUGGCUGAUUUGGAUUGCUUGGACCAGGCGUAUAUUCAUCUCGAUGACAAGCGGGAUGUUGUGAUUGAUAUUGCUGAUGGUGCACGUGUCGUUCUGGGGCAGCGGGCGGAAUAUAUGAUGAUGGAGAGAUCAGGGAAGAAUGUUCGUAUUGCCGCCCGAAGGGUCCUUGAGGCGCAAAUUGAUCACAAACGUGACGAUGCCACGAAUUUCCCAAUCGGGCUGAUUUCGCGACCGCUCGAAGAGGAUACCCAAGACCCCCGGCAGAGCAUCGAGGUCUUUACCGCAUUGGGCAAAGCCUUCACCACCUCACCAAUCACAGCCUCGCUCUCGUCCAACACGGUGAAAGGUACCACUCUCUUGCCUCCUCGCGAAUUAAGCCACUUUGAGUUUAGCGUGCUGGUUCACGUGGGAAAGCCGCCGCUUUAG